Racocetra persica is the source of this 550-nucleotide messenger RNA. The record is from the annotation of a GenBank genome assembly. Lineage: Eukaryota; Fungi; Glomeromycota; Glomeromycetes; Diversisporales; Gigasporaceae.
AAAAAACCGAAAUAGAGAACAUAUACGUCUCAAGAAAGUUCCACGUAAGAAAAUGGGGUAUAAAAUGGAUGGAAUAUUCCGAACUUAUUAUAAUAACAUUGAAUAUGGAGCAAUGGAAGUAGGGAAAAAAUUCGAUGCAACGAAAUUGUUAACUGAUGGGUUCAAGCUUGGCAAAGCCAUGCACGAUAUUUUUGUAUGCUUAUGCGAAUUAGUUCGAUAUGACGAAAGUCAAAUAAGGAAACUGCAAGUUGCGGGCAUUAUUCAUUUAGGUCUUAAACUGCAAACCUUACAAUUAAGCAGUCCUAAAGGAUACGUUUCAAUAUUAAAACGAGAUAAACUUUACGAAGUACCAAAUACAGUUGAAAAAAUGAAAGACCUAAUUAGAGUGUUGGCUAGCAUGUGGAGAGUAAAGAAAAUCAUCACAGACUGUAUGGAGACAGUUAACACGAGUAUUCAAGAUCCAGCUGAGUUCUUACAAGAAAUAAUCGGCAUAGAGUCGCCACUAUCUGAAAUAGACUUUCCAUGGUCUAUUGAUUCCAUGGUCUAUUGA